Molecule: messenger RNA, 2475 nt
Organism: Aethina tumida (small hive beetle)
Lineage: Eukaryota; Metazoa; Arthropoda; Insecta; Coleoptera; Nitidulidae
Product: hapless 2
Exons: 4
Coding region: 114-2414 (766 amino acids)
Source: RefSeq, a predicted model, not a curated record
AUGCUGUGCAACCAAGCAGAAAUGCUGCAACACGCCACAACAGGAACCGACGAAGUUUGAGGUGAAAGCUGUUAUAGAGAAAUGCUCGAAACAAGCCGUCAGGUCAAACAAACAUGCCCACAUCAAAUCCAAGAACAUCAACACGCUGGACCACAACAGAAGUGAUCGCAGAGUCAGGACUCCACAGAGGUUUGACGAACACUAAAAAUCAAUACAUCAUCAUAGACCACGUCUAUGAUGAACAAACGGAGCAAAAACAGCGUCUCCUUAGGCCGUACGUAUUGAGGAUUAAUCAGCAGAUGGUGCUGCAAAAAUACGACCUCAACUUCGAGCACCUGGUCAAUUCUGAGGCUCAAGAAAAAAUUUACAAUAAAGAAACUCCCGAUUACAAAGGCUGUUGCACCAAUCCCAAAGGUCAUCCAACCUGCAAAGUCAUGAAGUACAAGGACGAAGUGAUUCCCUUUAGUACAGGUUUUUGCUGUUCUUGUGACAAAGCGAAAAACAAGAUGAUGGAGGAUGCAGACACUCAAGGAAGUGACUUGAAGGCAGGUUCCUGCAGUAUUCCCCUGAAUAACCAGUAUCGAAUGUGGAAACCAAACCAAGAAGUCAAUGCUUCCUCCAACAAUGAGCCGUCGCCCCUACGAUUGCAACAGAGAAAUUAUUUGGACACCUUCUACAAGGGAAGGAGCGGAUUGGAGACAUCCGUCAAAGUGCACGUGCAUCAUCACGAAGAUGAUGCUGACUUGGAGGGCAAUAAAACUUGUGAGCGUCCAGUAUAUCAGACUAGAGGUGGUCAAGACUGCAACGAUUUGGCGACCCCUCCAGAUGUCAACAAAGUAACAUACCACGAGAGCACACACUGUCUGGAAUUUUCAGACUUGUGGUACUCCGUGUACAGAAUUGGGAAGCCUCGCAUCGACCACUCGUUAACUCUAGAAGUCUUCCAGAAACACGAGGAGGCGUGCGGGAACACCCAUUGGAAGGACAUAACUCAAGCAACACCCAUCAAUGUGGGCAGUGAAAAUUUGAACAAACAACUAAACAUGGACGCCACACUUUCAGUCACAUAUGAGUCCAUUUCGUGCGACAGCCUCAUGUUCUCCCUAAAUCCAGAAACAGAAAAACUUCUAAUACCGGACCCCAACGCAGACCCCGAAUCAAUAGAGCUCAAAGGCGGGCCGAAUUUCUAUUUGGUGGUCGAGAAAAACAAGAUUUCCAGGGGUGGAAAAACAUGCGACGUGUCCGGUGUAGGAUACGAAGCCUUCGUCAAACAGCCAAACAGAUGUGAGAAGCCUCCGGGGACGUGUUUAGGUAAUCAACCGAAAGAGCUGUUCGAAAAUGAUCUGGUGGCUGAAGGUAAUGGUAAAAAAGGGUGCUACUUUCUUAAGAACUACGGAGUUCUCACGGCUGAGCCCAUUCAAGAAAACCCCGAGAACCCGAACAACAAAACAUUGAGCAUGCACUUCCUGGAUUUGCACACGAGCGUCCUAAAUAUUGAAUUAACGGCUGACGACAACGUGAUGAUUAAACCUGAGGCUUUGGUGAUGAUAACUGAAGUGUACGUUGAAGCAACCAGUCCCAGUAAAGCAGUAGUUACGGCUAAAUUAACCAACUCUGGACUACUAUCGGGGAUUUUCUAUGUUGGUCUUACUCAGUGCAGUUCAGAACUUCCAGCUCACAUAAAUACCUUGGUUACCAAACCAGCCCUGAUAGCUCCACAACAUCAGCACAUCUACAAUAUGGAUAUUUGCUACGACUUUCCCAAGAGAAGUGUUUAUCACUGUACUUUGCAGGCAAUCAACGCCAAAGAUGAAGUAUUGGCCAUUCGCAGAAUCCGAAUACAAACUGGUGAUAGAUGUUUGUGCACGUGGUAUUGCCAAUGUGCAUGCUAUAAAACGGAUGGUGGACUCAAGUGUAGCCUGCUAUCAUUAGACGCGUAUUUAGCCGCAGGUUUUCAAGGAGGCUUCCCCACGUCACUGCACGUUGUACGCUACACAUUCUUGGAUGACAUGAUAUCAACGAUGUUGUACAUUAUCCUAUUUCUUUGCCUCCUGCUCCUGAUCAUGGGACUGGUGAAGGGGCUUUUAGGAAUAUUUGUAAACAUAAACAUUGGCUUAUGGGGGAUGGACAUUAUAUUGGAUUUGCCAAAACCCAUUUCAAGAUAUUACGAAAGUAGUCUGCGCCAAAGAAAAGUCGUCUAUAAUAUUUAUGGCUGGCCAAUUCAUCCUGACACCAAAGAAAGGGUCAGAAACACCUCUGUUUCGACGGAGUUUUGCUUGAACGUGGUGUUUUUUAUCAUAUUCCCGUUUUCUGUAUGUUGCAUUGUGAUUAAGAAAAUAUUUUCUUCACCAUACGGUACCAAACACGAUUAUGUCACGCAAACUAAUUCUGGUGAUUUCAACAAAAAAAACUGACUUUAUUAUAUGCAUGUUAUACAUAUAUUUUUCUGUAAAUAUAAAACAAAGUUUAAUAAUA